Molecule: messenger RNA, 1202 nt
Organism: Drosophila hydei
Lineage: Eukaryota; Metazoa; Arthropoda; Insecta; Diptera; Drosophilidae
Gene: bou
Exons: 1
Coding region: 181-621 (146 amino acids)
Source: RefSeq, a predicted model, not a curated record
CUGGCAACGCCGACUUUGGUCUCUCGUCAGUGUCUCUUCGUUUCUAGCUUCUGUCUGUGUGCGUGUGCGUGUGUGUGUGUGUGUGUAUGUGAGUACGUGCGUGUAGUGCGUCAUCGCUUUAGCUACAUUGUGCAAUCGAAAAGCAACAACGACUGCGCAACAAACAGAAGAAAAAAACCAAUGAAGAAAAUGUCAGUGCUGCCAGCGUUGCUGUUGACUGCGCUGCUUUUGUGCUGCUGCCGCCUGCAGUGCACCUUGGCAAUCGAGUGUUACGUAUGCGAUGCGAGCGACACGAAGAAUCCGUUCCAGUGCGGCGAAUGGUUUGAUCGCUUCGAUCAGCCUGAUAUCCAGCCGCAGAACUGUUCGAGCGUCCAUGGCGCCACGUUCUGCGUGAAGCAUGUGGGCCGCUUCGAGGGCGGCAUUGGGGCGAAACGCUUCUGCAGCUCCAAGGAUUUGGGCAACUAUUGCGACUAUGUGCGCAACAAGGGCGAUCGCAUGGACUAUCGCAGCUGCAUCUACACUUGCGAUACGGACGGCUGCAAUCAUUCUAAUCAAUUGACCAGCACCGCUUCGGGUGUGGCGUUUGCCCUGCUCAUGCUAACAGUCUGGCAACGCUGCUGAGAGACAGACAGACAAACAGCGAGAGAGGGAGAGAGAGAGAGAGCGAGAGAGCGAGUGAGGAGUUUAAACAUAGCUUUGUAAACAAAGCAGACAAACAAACGGCAAACAGCUUGUUGUUGGCUUUGAUUACUUAUAUGUCUUAUAUUUCUUUAGUUUUCUUCUUUUUUUUUUUAUUAUACAAGCAAAAUAUGUAUUUUUUUUUAUACGUAAGCUAAGCUAAGUUGAACAUGAGUAAAGUUUCCCACACAUAAAUAAAAAAGGCGGCUUAUUAAUUGUCAUUGACAUGGCAUGAGAUGGAAUGAAACACUUGGCUAAUGGAACGUGCUGGGUAUGGCACACACACACACACAGAGUGACAGCGGGAGAGAGAGACGAGGAGGUUGGGUCUCUUGCGGUUUACAAUUUGAUAGCUUUGCGGCAAUAUUGGCUAAUCGACAGAUUGAUAUCUGCUAUUGCAACUGCAACUGUAAGUGCUGUGACAUACAUUUCAACGACAAAUGAUACCCUGUAAUUGGCAAACGUGCCAAAUGGGGCAUGUUGUUGUUAAGUAAUACGUUGGCGGCAUUUCUGUUGACUUAACA